CCGCGGUGGAACCAGACAACUAGUCGUCAGAGAGUCGAGAAGCGCAUAUCGACCAGUCGGGUCCGCAACCGGAGUUCUAUCCUCGUUCGAACGUACUACAAUUGAACGUACUCACACGCCUUCAUCGCGAUUCUCUGAUCAACGCUGAAAAACCGGCGGAUUACGAGUGACACUAGCUAGCGAGAAGCGUCAGUAGAAGUUCUACGACAAGUUUCGAGAAGCAUCCGUCGAAAUUUCUCCCAGCUCUAUCGGCUAUAUCUAGCCGAUUAUAUUUAUAUUGACAGGGCGUCCAUCCGGCUUGGUCGAGAGGAAGUAGGAGAGGAAGGCAAGAAAAUAGUGGUAAAUCAGGCACAUAUUAGUGAUCUCGCAACCACGACUUCGAGCUCAGAAUCUCAAAGGAGAAAAGUGGUCCGUGAGAUUGGAGCAAGACGUCGCUGUUACUAUGUAAAUUAGCAGUAGCUAUAUCCUCUCGUGCGCGCGCACUGUCGCCGACCAGCAACGACACCAGCUGUGAGAAUAUCAUCAUCGAUAGCGGAGUUUGCGAAAGGAACGAAAGCCGCCAGUGACAAAAAAUCACGCGGCACAAGACUUCGAACUAGAGACCUGGGCUUCUCUCUGACCGAUCCCAAGGAAGCCCGCAAACUGGCUCCGGAGGUGAGGAUCAAGCAAAUUGGAAUGAGGGAGGAUCUGUUGUCUAUAAUACGACACACGAGCAGCGACCACUUUUCGGAAGAACUUUAGCCGAGAGCUCAACCGGAAAGCAGAGGAAGAGAAACUAAGCAGACUGAUGCGAUAACACGAGAUUAGAAUAGGGGCGGCUCUUCAGCUUUUUGGAGCAGCGGGACGCAAUCGGGCUUCCUUUUGUUCCGAGCGAUAUCUUAACAAGUCAUAAACCUAUCACGAUUUAUAAAAUAAAUAAGGAAACGGAGUGCUAGAGACAUAGCGACAAAGAGGAAGAAAGAGAGAGUGAAAUAGAGAAGAAGAGAAAGAGAGAGAGAGAGAGAGACAGAAAAAGAGGGAGAGCAAAAGAAUAAAAAAGCUGGUACUUGAUAAACCGGUUUUUCUCCCCAAUAAGGGUUUCUCGGUUAUGCCCUGGGUCGUCGCAUGUUUUGAUCUGCUGGCAACUCCGUUACUGGGUUAUUGUAUCGCACUCAGAAAACUCGCCCUGCAAGCCGGCGUUCUGCUAGAGAAAAAAACCGAUUUAAUUAGGAAACAAAGGUCCAACACGGAAGUACUCCUGAACGCCGGCAUUACAACCAACAUGGUCCCUAAUACGGAAGAGCAGCGUCAAGACCCUGGCAAAGAGAAGGCCAUCGCGAGAAUGCCCGGAGUGGCGAAGUCAUCGCGCAAGUUUGCGGGAGUUGUCAUUGCCACUUGCGGUCUACCGGCUUGCGGAAAAAGCCAGAUAGGAAAAAACCUCGCUCGCAGACUCAACUGGAAUGGCAUAACCACGAAAGUGUUCCACGUGAUCGAUUAUCGGAAAAAGCAAUCCGAACCUCACACAUCUCAUGAUGUUACAUUCUUUCGAUUGGAUCAGGCGGCAAGCAACGCCACAAGAAUUCUCGCGCAGAGAGAUGCUAUGCAAGAUUGCGCGUCAUGGCUCGCGUCUGGCAAUAAUGUAGCAAUCCUCGACGCUAUGUUGAUCACGACAGCAGAACGCACCGAAGUCUACGACUAUUUUUCCGCUCAGCUCGGUUACCGCGUUCUUUUCAUCGAGUGCGUUUGCCACGACCCGGUGGUUCUGCAGCGUAACCAACAAGAGAUGGUGAAACACAAUGCUGAUUACGCCGACGUGGAUGCCACUCUGGUCGCAGAGUACCUGUGUUCAAAAAUCGCUUAUUACACCGAAUUGUACGAGCCCAUGUACGAGAGAUCCUACCCCAGAAUCAGAAUUGACACCGCUACUAUGGACAUCGAGACUUGCAAGGUUACCGGUCAUAUUGAAACCAAGGUGUUGGGAUAUCUUGGAGACAUCAGUCUCAAACCGCACACUCUUUAUUUCUCAAGACAUGGUGAAAGCGAAUACAACGUGCUCGGCAAAAUUGGCGGUGACGCAGUUUUAAGCGCCAGAGGUGAGCGAUACGCACAAGCGUUGUCGACCAGAUUCAACGCCAUGCGCAUCCCCGAUCUGCGGGUUCUCACCAGCCGCCUCCGCAGAACAAUCGCCACGGCACGGGGCAUCGAGGCUCCUCAAGAACACGUGGCCGCUUUGAACGAACUUCACGCCGGGGUGUGCGAAGGCCUAUCUUACGAGGAGAUGCAAGAGCGCUAUCCGCAGGAAUUCGCAUGGCGCGAUCAAGACAAGCUGCGUUAUCGUUAUCCGUGGGGCGAGAGCUACAUCGACGCGAUGCAACGUGUCGAGCCGGUGAUCGCCGAACUGCAGCGCUCGAACAACGUGCUCGUGGUGUCGCACCAGGCGGUUCUGCGCUGCAUCAUCGGCUUCUUCCUCGACAAGAAACCCGAGGAAGUGCCCUACAUGGAAGUGCCGCUGCAUACGAUCAUCCGCCUCACCAGCCAGGGUCACAACUACAAGCUCGAGUUCAUCAAGCUGCCGAUCGAGUGCGUCGACACCACCCGCGUCAAGCCAAACAAUUGCAGCGGCGACCGCACCGCGGCCGACGCUCUGCUCACGGUCCCCGCGCACUUCGAUAUACCAGAUCCUUGGAGGAAUCCCGGCAACGGGCCUACUCUUGUGCAACAGCACUAGCAAAGGAAAGGCAAGGUCGACUUUGAAAGUGGCGCGAGCCGAAUUCGGGAACAUCGUAUCUGUUGGACCGAAUGGUUUUUCACGAGCAAUGCAAGAUCAAAUGCAGAGACAAAUUUUAGAUCUCCUGGUUCUGUGCGAACCGUUUUACUUCAACACAUGUUUAAUGCAGAAAUUCUUUAUAAAAAUUAUUUUACAAUUUAUUUUUAUAAAAUAUUUCACGAGACACACAAAAAGUAACGGGGAGAAAUUGUGAAUAGAAAUUGAAUCACCAAGACAGUUCUUCUGAAAGAAAAUUUAUGCGAAGCUUGAGAAAUACAAAACACCUUUCAGUUGAUGGGAUCACGUAGCGAUUUGUCUGUUUCAGUUAAAAUGGCUGUAGUGUGAUUUCCACAAGUUGAUUUACGUCAUGUUCGAGAUAAGCUUAGCUUAUGUUCAUAGUUAGCUGUGACACUCGCGGCGCUACUGGAAUAAUUUACUUCAAGUAGACUUGUUCGUAGCCCCGGAGAUAUAUGGAGAUAUAUGGAGAUAAUUCACUUGUAGGAGGGAAAAUUAGAUCGUUAUGUUAUUAGCGACGGCUGAAACGAACCAACUUGACCUAAUUACAAUUAAUGCAUGGACAUGAUAUAUGCACGUUUGGUAUAGAAUCUUAGCCGGAAGAUUUUCCGUUUAAUGGAGAGAACGCACAGAUUCCAGCAUGAAUAUCUUUGACACUGAUCGUCGGCGAAGUUUUGCGAGUGUCUUGUGUCGGCUUCGACGACAGGUCUACGAUAACCAAAUAUUACAACACGCCUUUUCAACGAAUAGCAACUGGAAGCCCAUCGCUCGGCCCUCUACGCAUCGCGUGAUAUAAUUACGUUAAUAAUUUAUAGGAUUAUCACACAUAUAGUGUGCUUGGUAAUUCGUGUUACAAAUUAAUACGCGUUAAGGUACAUUACCUGUUGUGCUAAAUAUAUAUAUAUAUAAGUUUAUAGAUUUGUAUAAAGAAUGGGAAAUUAUAUAUCGAAAACUGUUUGUGUAUGUGUGAGAGAGAGAGAGAGAGAGAGAGACAGAGAGGAAGGGAAAGAAAGAAAGAAAGAAAAAGAAAAGGAUAGAUACGGACGUUGAAAUUGAACAUUGAAAUUAAUAUAUUUUCGUAUUUUAGAAUUUCUACGAUCGAUUCCUCUCGAGACGUGUUGCGAAACUUUUCUUUCGUACUGUGAUCGUUAAUAUUUCCAUCGAAUGCACAAUCUUUUUUGUUAUAGACGCGUGUCAUCGAAUUUAUAACAAUGUUGAAUAACGAGAGAUUAAGAGAUAUAAAUAGAAACGUUCAAAUAUACGGAAGUUAUCGUGUGCAAAACUCGAUUUUCAUAUAUUAUGGAUUAAUUAUCCGGCCUCUCUUUUUGUAAUGACGAUCAAAACGGUAGGAUAUAUAUUCAGCUAUUGUAAGACUAUUCUUAUAUUUUUAUAAAAAAAAAAAACAAAUAUAUAUAUAUAUAUUAGAUGUAAUAAUGUAGCGAUUUUGUUUAUGACAAUUGAUGCGUUAUAUAUUUUAAUCAAUAAUUUUAAUCAGUAAAUGUCUAUAUUUUUACUCUUGUUUAGCUCACAAAUAUAAAAUUUUUCGUUAUAUAUAAUCACUGCAUUGUUUUCGAGGAAAAUUACUUCUAUGAAUUGGAUAAAAGCAAAAAUGUAUUAUAUUGUGCUUGAGGUCUGAUAGAAUUUCUUGUUAAAAUGUUCCAUGACGAUAUUACUUAUAUUCCGUAGCUUUCAAAGUAUCUCGUGUGCUCUAGGCGGUGUUUUUGUGUCACAAAUCAAUUAGAGAACACGGGAAAUAUCGUUGAUCUUUACUUUUCCUGAAACAAAGCAGCAUACAUUCGUUUCCAUAUAUUGGCUGAAUAUUAUUUAUAACAUGGAGAGUCUCAUUUCUAUUACUAUAUUCAUUCUCUCUGUGUAUUGUAUAUCGCAGUAGCGAAUGACAGAAACUUUAAUUGCCUUGUUUCGAUUUUCUUGAUAAUUUAUUUUAAUUUUGUACAAUACUUUUCCGUGAAGUUGAAACCUCGACUCGAAUUUUCUGCAAAUAUGAUCAAAUUGCAAAUGAUUCUGUAUUUAGGAUAAAUAUGUUGCAUUGCAUUUGCAACGUAAAACUGUUUAAUUCAAUAUGUUCUUGUGUCGAUAUAUUAGAAUGUGUAUUUUUAAUGUAGAUACAACGAGAUAUACAGAAAUGCAAACAUUAUAAUAAUAUA
Molecule: messenger RNA, 4926 nt
Organism: Harpegnathos saltator (Jerdon's jumping ant)
Lineage: Eukaryota; Metazoa; Arthropoda; Insecta; Hymenoptera; Formicidae
Product: 6-phosphofructo-2-kinase/fructose-2,6-bisphosphatase
Exons: 6
Coding region: 1088-2707 (539 amino acids)
Biological process (GO): fructose 2,6-bisphosphate metabolic process; fructose metabolic process
Cellular component (GO): cytosol
Molecular function (GO): ATP binding; 6-phosphofructo-2-kinase activity; fructose-2,6-bisphosphate 2-phosphatase activity
Source: RefSeq, a predicted model, not a curated record